AUGCUAGACCCUGGCUCACGUCGGCUCACUCUUUCAAGCAGGGCCGACGCGACCUCUGUAGAUGGCGAGAGCGACGAGCAGGACGUGGCCGACGAGAAUGAUGGUGAAGAUCGAGUCGAAGGAAGAAGUGGAUCCCCAUCGUUUACCCUCUUCGUCGACGGGAUCUCAGAACCGGCAGACUACUACCAGAUUCGGGGCCUUUUUGGGCAAAUCGGGGGUCUGCUGAACGUCUUUGUUCAGAAGCAGAAAAGGAUUGGUCGGGCUUUUCGUUUUGGUUUUGUCCGCUAUUCGUCGUUGGAUGUGGCUUCAAUGGCCAUCAACUUGUUCAACGGGGUGUUAUUUGGGGGAUCGAUCCUUUCUGCGGCUCUUGCGAAGUUUCAGAGAACGGGGCGUGGCGAUCAAAGGUUGGAUGCAACAACUGUUCUAGGUUCGCUGGUUGGGACUAGGUAUCCUCGGUCCGACGAGGGGGAGCUUUGA
This is a messenger RNA of Lotus japonicus, 477 nucleotides long. Its product is annotated as RNA-binding protein CP33, chloroplastic-like. The record is from RefSeq and is a predicted model, not a curated record. Gene Ontology annotation, molecular function: mRNA binding. Lineage: Eukaryota; Viridiplantae; Streptophyta; Magnoliopsida; Fabales; Fabaceae. The transcript has a single exon. Bases 1 to 477 code for a protein of 158 amino acids. Gene Ontology annotation, cellular component: cytosol.